Messenger RNA from Parasteatoda tepidariorum (common house spider), 4566 nucleotides. The record is from RefSeq and is a predicted model, not a curated record. NCBI's taxonomy places the organism in Eukaryota, Metazoa, Arthropoda, Arachnida, Araneae, Theridiidae.
GAAGCUUUAGUCGUUGCUUGGCAACCGAAGAGUUGGUGGUUAACUUAAAUCCAAUCAUGUGUGUUUAUACUUGAACUAAAUUUAAGUCGAGCAGUUUUAUUCCUGUUUUAUAAAAUUCUAUUUAAUACACAAAACGUUUCAAUUUCAAAGUGAUUUUUCUCAUACUUUAAUGAAUUUUAUUUGUUUUGAACAAAAAUUAUAUAUUUUUAUGUGCAAAGGAAACCUAUGUUAAAAAGCACAUGGUUUUCUAAAAUUAGCAAUUAACCUUGUUUUGUUUUGAACCAUAUAAUGAUUACAAGAAUCCGUCCAAUAUUUUAACAAUUCAAAAUGGUUUUCAAUUGUGUACAAACUGCCAAGUAUAGGCUUUUUAAUGUGAUACUGUGUUUAACAAGCUUUUGGCACUGCCUGAACUGUUUAAACUUAGAACCUAACAUGCCACAUGUAUGUACAGAUCGCCAAAUGGAAUCAGUAAAGGUUCAAAAACCUUGUACAAGAGCUUAUACACAAAUGACCAAAGUAUGGAAGCCAAAUUGUGGACAACACAGUUGGUGUGUUACUUACGAACCCAGAACUAUCUAUUAUACUGGGUAUAAGGAUUCCUACGAAACUCGGUACAAUACUGUAUCUAAAUGCUGCAACGGUUGGACGCAGAAGAAUGAAGAACCUGGAUGUUUUUAUCCCCAAUGUAAUGAUGGAUUAUGCUACAAUUCCGGACGUUGUUUGGGUCGAGGACGAAAUGGACAUAAUUUCCGAUGCAUGUGUCAACCCGGUUAUCAAGGACACAGAUGUCAAUAUGAUGUCAAUGAAUGCAUUAUGAACAAUGGAGGAUGUCAUCAUCAUUGCUGUAAUACACUAGGAAGCUUCUACUGUCGCUGCAAUCCUGGUUAUCAACUAACUUCUGAUGGGCAGACAUGUUCUGAUGUCGAUGAAUGCUUAGUUCAUAAUGGAGGUUGUCAAAGCAAGUGCAUCAAUUAUGAUGGUGGAUAUUCGUGUGAAUGUUUGCCAGGUCAACGACUUCAUACUGAUGGGCGGACAUGCAUUGAUGUAGUACAACAAUGUAAAAUCAAUAAUGGUGGCUGUCAACAUAUUUGUGAUGAAAUCCACGGACGAACUCGUUGUCGAUGUCGCCAUGGAUAUAGAUUAAAUUCUGAUGGAAAAACAUGUGAAGCUUUAGAUACUUGUGCUCGUGACAAUGGGGGUUGUUCUCAACGUUGCGACAUGCUUGCUGGUAGAACAGUUUGCAGCUGUUUGGCUGGCUACCAAUUGGCUCGAGAUGGAAAAUCCUGCACAGAAAUUGAUGCUUGUGCUCGAGAAAAAGGAGGUUGUUCACAAAUUUGCCAAAGUGAGCAUGGAAGAGCUAUCUGCAGUUGUCAUUCUGGCUAUCAACUUGGAAGAGACAGAAGAACUUGCACAGAAAUUGAUGCUUGUGCUCGAGAUAAAGGAGGUUGUUCACACUUGUGCCAAAACGUUAGAGGACGCCCUGUUUGCAGUUGCCUGCCUGGUUAUCAACUUGGAAGAGAUACUAAAACUUGUGAAGAUAUUGAUGAGUGUUCUUCAAACAAUCCAUGUGCUCAUGUCUGUCAUAACACUCCAGGCUCUUACUCGUGUAUGUGCCAUCUUCACUUCCAACUUGGAAACGAUGGUCGUUCAUGUUUCCGCAUUGAAAUGGAAGUAGUAAACUCUUGCGCAGAUAAAAACGGUGGUUGUGAUCAAAAAUGUCGCCAUGGACCUGGUGGAGCAAUUUGUAGCUGCUAUGCUGGUUACGAGCUGGACGCAGAUGGAAAAAAUUGUAAUGAUGUGGAUGAGUGUCAAAAAGGCUUAUCCCAGUGUAAACAAGACUGCAACAAUAGCCCUGGGGGUUAUUCAUGUGCUUGUCGUUUAGGUUAUACUUUAGAUCGAGAUGGAAUUACAUGCAAUGAUAACGACGAAUGCCUAGCUAAUAAUGGAGGCUGUGAUCAACUUUGUGAGAAUACAUUAGGAUCCUAUGAAUGUAUUUGUUUAGAAGGCUACAAGCUUUUGACUGAUAAAAAAAGCUGCGAUCUUGCAUCUCCAAGACAAGCAAUACUAAUAGAAACAUCUAAUAGUAGAUCUGACACACCACCUGUAUCAUCACCAAGAUUGCGUUAUCAAGUCACACCACCGACAGUAGUACCUCUUUUGGAUCAAGAUUUUCGGCAAUAUUUAGCACUAGAAGGGCUAGAAAUCAGACACUCAUGCAUUCGAGGUACUUUUGGACCUAAUUGUAUAUACAACUGUGAUGAUUGCCAAAAUGGGGGAAAAUGUGACAUUAGAGCACUAAGCUGCACAUGCCAACCAGGAUUUACAGGAUUGUUAUGCAAUGAAACUUGUCCAAAGGACACUUUUGGAGAUAAUUGUUCAAAGAAGUGCAAAUGUCAGAACGGUGGAAUUUGUGAUCCAGUUACUGGCGAAUGCACUUGCCCUCCCGGCAUACAAGGGAAAAAAUGCGAAGAAGGCUGCCCUCCCGGAACCUUUGGAGAAAAGUGCGAAAAAAGUUGUCCUCAACGAUGUCCCAGUGGGCGUUGCAACAGAAUUUUCGGAUAUUGCGAAUGCGAUUCUGGUUUAUUUGGACCUAAAUGUAAUUUACCUUGUCCAACUCACACUUAUGGACCUAACUGCAGACACCAAUGCAAGUGUGUGAAAGAACAUACUCAAAGAUGCAAUUCAAAGACAGGUAAAUGUGAAUGCAAAAUCGGCUUUACCGGAGCAAAGUGCGACACGGUUUGUCCACCAAGUAGAUGGGGAGAAACCUGUCAAAAUCCUUGCAAUUGUUCUCCCGGAACAGUUUGCAAUCCCAGAAAUGGCGAAUGCAUGAAGGAAUGCCCUCCUGGUUUUAAUGGAACUAACUGUGAUCAAGCUUGCCCCGAAGGAUACUAUGGCACAAAUUGCCUCAAAAUUUGUCUUUGUGGCUUGCGAGAAUGUGAUUCUGUCACUGGAACAUGUUUAUGCGAAGCUGGAAAAAUGGGUGCUCUUUGCAACCAAAAUUGUCCGAAGGGAAAAUUUGGAAAAAGCUGUCUAAAAAACUGCACUUGUGAAAACAGCGGAGUAUGUCAUCCAAAAAGUGGGAAAUGUACAUGUCCAACAGGUUUUGUUGGCAAAUCAUGUGAAAAAAAAUGUCCACCUGACAAGUACGGUGCAAAUUGUGAAAAUCAGUGCCAUUGCGAAAAUGGGGCGACUUGUGAUAAAGCAAAUGGGAGAUGUCAUUGUGCUGCUGGUUGGACGGGAACAAAAUGUAAUCAAGCUUGUAGUCCUGGAAGUUAUGGUCCAAAUUGCCAAAAACAUUGUGAAUGUUUACAUGGUGGAGAAUGUGAUAGAUAUUCUGGGGAAUGUAUUUGCGCACCUGGAUGGAGAGGAACUGAAUGCGGGCAAACUUGUCAUGAAGGUAAAUAUGGUGACAAAUGCCAACAGCAAUGUCAGUGUGAAAAUGGAGCUACUUGCGAUCACAUCAGCGGUGCUUGUACUUGUGGACCAGGUUGGAGAGGAACGUUUUGUCAAACUCCAUGUCCUCGUGGCUUUCAUGGUAUUGAAUGUAAUAAAAAUUGCAAUUGUGGCCAUGGAAUUUCAUGUCAUCCGGAAACUGGAGAAUGCCAAUGUCCACCAGGAACUCAGGGGCCAAAAUGUUCAAAAACUUGCUCAGCAGGUUUCUUUGGAAAAAACUGUGAAGAUCAAUGCUUAUGCAAAAAUGGUGCAAUCUGCGACCCAAACAAUGGCACAUGCCAUUGUUUUCCAGGGUGGCGUGGUGAAACAUGUAAUUUGGUUUGCCCCAAUGGUACUUAUGGUUAUGCUUGUGAAGGCGUUUGUCUUUGUCAAAACGAUGGAUUAUGUGAUCCAAAAGAUGGACGAUGCAAAUGUAAACCAGGUUAUAAAGGUCAACACUGUGAAAAAGUGUGUCCUCAUGGUCAUUUCGGUGCGCACUGUUCUCAUAUGUGCUUAUGUGGGAAAGAUGAACCUUGUCAUCACAUUACAGGAAAAUGUUCAUGUGAUCCAGGAACUACAGGAAAAGGUUGCGAACAGACUUGCCCAGAGGGAAGUUACGGUGAACAUUGUAAAAAGACCUGCACUUGUUCUCCAAAUCAUCAUUGUAAUCCCGUUGAUGGCCAGUGCACUUGCAAACCUGGAUUCCAAGGGCCUAAGUGUGACAAAAUGUGUCCUGAUGGAACAUUUGGAACGGAUUGCAAAGAGCACUGUUCUUGCAAAAAUGAAGCCGAUUGUGAUCCCGUAAAUGGAGAAUGCAUUUGUAAGCCUGGCUUCACAGGUUCAUUAUGUGAAGAUAAAUGUGCAGCUGGAUAUCAUGGGGACGAUUGUCUUCAGACAUGUCAUUGUCAAAACGGGGCCUCUUGUGAUGGCAAAACUGGGAAUUGCAUCUGCUCACCUGGCUUUACAGGAGAAACUUGUGAAGAAACUUGUCCUCAAGGGAAAUUUGGUGACAACUGUAAAAAUGAGUGUCAAUGUGGAGACAAUAAAUGUGAUCNCCUGAACCUGAGGUCUAGAUUUGCUAUGGGAACAUGGAGGACUUUGCGACUCGACAGAUUUGACAAACAGAAAUAG